AUGGUGGAUACAUACAAGCACAGGGAAAUUACUGUUAAGAGUGCAUGGGAGAGGUUGAGACAAAGAAAACAAAGAUCACAAGUUUAUGAGAAAUUUUGGAUAAAAGGAUUACCAUACAAAAUCUCCAUCUUCUUAUGGAGAGUAUGGUUUUGGAAGUUACUUAUAGAUGAAGUUCUGCAGAAAAUGAAUAUCAGUAUAGUUUCAAGAUGCUUGUGUUGUCAUGUACAACAAGAAACAAUGGAUCAUGUGUUCCUUACAGGGCCAUUUGCUAGAAGAAUAUGGAACUAUUUUUCAACAGCUGCAGGAAUUAUGGGCCCUUUCAUACAGAUCAAGCAGACAAUUUUGAUAUGGUGGAAUUUUAAUACUGUGGCUAGAUUGAAAGCUUUAUAUCAGGCCAUUCCUCUAUUAGUGAUGUGUCAGUUGUGGAAAAGUAGGAACAUAAGAAGACAUGGAGGAUCAGUUUCUAUGUUAAGGUAUCCUUGGUUGAAGAAUAUGCCAAAAAUGUGGCCUUUGGUGGUUGAGUUGUUGGAGAAUUACAGAAAUCCUUUAACUUAUAAACAGGUGAAGUGGAAAUUUCCUAGAAAUGGACACUUCAAAUGUAACACUGAUGGUGCAUCAAGAGGAAAUCCAGGUCCCAGUUCUGCAGCUUUUUUUGUGAGAAACAGUUCAGGAGCUUUCCUACAUGCCAUGGCAAGGAUAUUACAAGAUACAACAAAUCUUGCUAAUGAGGCUAUGGCCAUUGAGGAAGGUACAAUUCAAUAUGAUAAUUUUCAGGAUAUACCAUCUCAAGGAAGGAGGCUCAUCAAUAUGGACAAGAGUCAAAUGCCAAAUCUCAGUAUUAGAUUAGCCAACAUUCAGGAUAUUAACAACAACAGCAACAGAAGAUCAUAA
Molecule: messenger RNA, 891 nt
Organism: Lycium barbarum (goji berry)
Lineage: Eukaryota; Viridiplantae; Streptophyta; Magnoliopsida; Solanales; Solanaceae
Exons: 3
Coding region: 1-891 (296 amino acids)
Molecular function (GO): nucleic acid binding
Source: RefSeq, a predicted model, not a curated record